Molecule: messenger RNA, 1248 nt
Organism: Prunus dulcis (almond)
Lineage: Eukaryota; Viridiplantae; Streptophyta; Magnoliopsida; Rosales; Rosaceae
Product: tetraspanin-19-like
Exons: 5
Coding region: 213-917 (234 amino acids)
Cellular component (GO): membrane
Source: RefSeq, a predicted model, not a curated record
GGUCACUGUGGAUUACUCUCCCACACGCACAACCUCCAGCCAAGUUCAACAACCCACCUUUCUUCUCGACCCAGCAGAGUUUUCAAACCACAUGGUUUUAACUUGAAGGGAGAGCAAGAGAAUUUGGAUAUUGAUAUAGUGGCUUUACUUAUCUAGCUAGCAAUAAAUUAUGGAGGCCAAGUUAGCAUAUAAUACUGCUGACUGAUAGAGAAAUGGUAGGCUGCGCUAGGUGUUGCGUGCACACUUCAAUGAGAGCAGUGAACUUAUUUGUCAAUCUUUGUGGUGUUGGAGUGAUUAUCUACUCUCUUUGGCUCAUCAAGAAAUGGCAGGUUGGAGUUUCUGAGCUGCCUUCUGUUUCAUAUAUACCUAAGCCAUGGUUUAUAUAUGCAUGUUUAGGUGUGGGAAUGGCUGUCUGCUUAAGCACACUUUGCGGUCAUAUCGUUGCUCACCGUAGCAGCAGUUCUGUUCUCUUCAUAUACAUUAUCUCCAUCUUCUCCCUUCUCUGCCUUGAAGUUUCCGUGAUUGUCGCAAUUUUCUAUAAGAUGAAUUGGGAAAUGCAACUUGCAAAGUUCAUUGAUAAGAACCACAUCAAGUUCAAGGACUUCUUGAUAUUUCAUGUCAACAUGUGCCGCCUGAUUGUAAUUCUCAUUUUGGUGCCACAGUGGCCAUUUCUGCAGAUCAAAGUUAUUGUUCUAGCAGCUAUUCUCUGGGUUAUUGGGGCUGAGCCAAGAGCACACUGCAACGAUUCCGAAAUACCCAACUUCAGAUAUUCUUUUCUGGCAGCACCUACCCAAUCUCUACUUGAUGUAUCAAGACACGGUUUCAUAAAUUAUGAAGCUUCCCCAAGAGAGAGCUUUUUGUCAUAUGUUAACAGAUUUUUCAGAAUGCAAUUUCAUAGAAGAGUCAGUCUUAGUUAGAAGUCAGAACAUGUGUACAGAAUUUUAGGUUGGGUUCCCCUGCCUUUCUGUAUUGAGUUGAAUGGGGAAAUUUGUGAGGCUAAAAGAAAGCAACUUGCAAGCAGUACCAAAGAGAGAAAAAAUGAUGUCCAGCAGGGUUACCACAGUGAUUGUGGCCCUCCCACUUCACCCUGCUUGGCACCCAGGAUCGAAACUGCAGGGUUUCUUUCCUCUAAAUGUAACCACACACAAAAAAAAAAAAGAAAAAAAAAGACCAAUAUUUGUAAUUGUAAAAAUACUAAUUCUCCCCUAUAUUUACUUCAAAAGCAUAUAUAAAUGACCUUGUAUGCCC